This is a messenger RNA of Prosopis cineraria, 2455 nucleotides long. RefSeq lists its product as uncharacterized. Bases 348 to 2216 code for a protein of 622 amino acids. Gene Ontology annotation, biological process: glucan catabolic process. The record is from RefSeq and is a predicted model, not a curated record. Gene Ontology annotation, molecular function: beta-glucosidase activity. NCBI's taxonomy places the organism in Eukaryota, Viridiplantae, Streptophyta, Magnoliopsida, Fabales, Fabaceae. The transcript is spliced from 9 exons.
ACAUAGUUGAUCACACCACUAAAGCUUAUACUAUUUUCUGAUGUAAUAAUUAUCUUCUUUUGCUGUGUCUUUACUCUUGUUUCCCCUUUCUACAGUUUCGAAACUCUUUGAUUAUCUCAGUCAAUGAUAUUCCCUUUUACUCAAAAAAAAACAGAGACGUUAAGACAAAAAACGCGGUCUUGUGCUGUGUUGGUCAUCAUUAACGCCUCCAUUGGGGCCAUGCGUCAUGGUUAACGUAGACAAGCAAUUUCUCUCCCCGCUCUAUAAUGGACAUUGGAGAUCAGUGAUCACACUGCGCUCUUCACAAUACGUUUAGCUUCUCGUUCGUACUCUGCCUUUUGAAGCCGAUGAGUUGGAUGAACAGAUUGGAGGGCAUGGAUUGCUUGUACAAGAAUCCCAAUGAACCAAUUGAAGCUCGCGUUCAGGACCUUCUUUCCCGAAUGACUCUGAAAGAGAAGAUUGGUCAGAUGACCCAAAUCGAGCGUCGCGUCGCAACUCCUUCCGCCAUUAGGGACUGGUCUAUUGGGAGCAUGCUUAGUUGUGGAGGGGGUGGCCCUUUUGAAAAUGCCAUGGCAUCGGACUGGGCUGACAUGGUGGAUGGAUUUCAAAUGUCGGCUCUCGAGUCCAGAUUAGGCAUACCGCUCAUGUAUGGGAUCGAUGCAGUUCAUGGUAAUAAUAGCAUAUACGGUGCCACUAUAUAUCCUCACAAUGUUGGCCUCGGAGCUACUAGUUUUCAUUUUUUGCUCGUGACCGUUUGUAGGGAUGCAGAUUUAGCAGAAAGAAUUGGGGCUGCAACAGCACUUGAAGUUAGAGCAAGUGGGAUUCACUAUGUUUUUGCUCCUUGUGUUGCAGUCUGCAGAGAUCCCAGGUGGGGAAGAUGCUAUGAGAGUUACAGUGAAGAAACUGAGAUAGUCAGAAAGAUGAGCUCCAUAGUUUCAGGCUUGCAGGGUCAUCCUCCACAAGGACAUCAACAUGGUUAUCCGUUUGUCGGUGGAAGAAACAAGGUUAUUGCCUGUGCAAAGCACUUUGUUGGAGAUGGAGGUAUUGAGAACGGCAAAGAUAGAGGAAAUACAAUAUUAUCAUAUGAAGAGUUAGAAACAAUCCACAUGACUCCUUAUUUGGACUGCAUUUCACAGGGGGUUUCAACCAUUAUGGUUUCUUAUUCAAGUUGGAAUGGAAGCAAACUCCAUUCUCACCAUUUCCUUAUUACUGAAAUUUUGAAAGAAAAGCUAGGUUUUAAGGGUAUUGUAACUUCUGACUGGAUGGGAAUUGAUAAGCUUGCUACACCAAUUGGGUCAGAUUACCGAAAGAGCAUCUUUUCAGCUAUUAAUGCUGGAAUUGACAUGGUGAUGGUGCCUUAUAGAUUUGAACAAUUUAUUGAAGAACUGACCUCCCUUGUAGAAUCAGGGGAGGUACCAAUUGCCAGAAUUGAUGGUGCUGUUGAACGAAUAUUAAGAGUGAAAUUUGCUUCUGAUCUUUUUGAAUCCCCUUUAUCUGAUAGAUCUUUGCUAGAUAUAGUUGGUUGCAAGAAACAUAGAGAUCUUGCACGUGAAGCAGUUCAAAAGUCCUUGGUUCUGUUGAAAAAUGGGAAGCUUCAUAGCAAACCUUUACUUCCUUUAAACAGAAAAGCCAAGAGGAUUCUUGUAUCUGGAACUCAUGCAGAUGAUCUAGGGCUUCAAUGUGGAGGCUGGACUAAAAAUUGGCAAGGUCAAAGUGGGCGAAUUACAAUUGGUACAACGCUCUUGGAUGCCAUUGAGGAAGCUGUAGGAGAUGAAACUGAAAUUAUUUAUGAGCAGAGUCCAUCAAAAGAUACUCUAGAACGUAAUGACAUAUCUUUUUCCAUUGUAGCUGUUGGUGAAAAACCCUAUGCUGCGUUUUUUGGUGACAAUCAUGAGCUCGUAAUCCCAUUUAAUGGCCCUGACAUAAUAAGCUCAAUUGCAGAUAAAUUCCCAACUCUAGUAAUUCUGAUAUCUGGAAGACCCUUAGUGUUAGAGCCAUGGCUGUUAGAAAAGAUUGAUGCUCUUGUUGCUGCUUGGUUACCUGGUACUGAAGCUCAAGGAAUCACAGAUGUUAUCUUUGGACAUGUUGACUUUAAGGGUCAACUUCCUAUGACUUGGUUUAGAAGAGUUGAGGAUCUUGAUCAACUAAAUUAUGGGGUUAAAAUGCAUGAUCCUUUAUUCCCACUUGGCUUUGGGUUGACAUAUUCUAAGAACUAAAGUCCCGUUUAGUUGCUAGAAAAAAAUGGAAUGGAAUUAAUUGAAAAAAUAAAGAUAAAAAUGAACUAAAUUAUCCUUCCUCCAAUAGUAAGUAUCAAGGGUAGAGACAAAGGGAUCGGCUGGAAACCUUAACUUUUUAAUUUUUUUUAGUAAAAUAUAGAGGUUAUAUAUUUUCGGCUCUUAUAAAUUGGAACAUUAUAGCAAUUAUAAAACACUAGAUGAAAUUUUCAUUUCAAUUA